Microthlaspi erraticum is the source of this 1095-nucleotide messenger RNA. NCBI's taxonomy places the organism in Eukaryota, Viridiplantae, Streptophyta, Magnoliopsida, Brassicales, Brassicaceae. The record is from the annotation of a GenBank genome assembly.
AUGGAGACGAAGAACAACGAAGACGAGAUUCUCAGGCUGAUCCCACUCACAGAUUAUGGGUCCAUGCUGUUUGUACCACCAAACAGUCCGGGAAGCGGUGGACUCGCACUCUACUGGAAACAAGAGAUCCCGGUUCAAGUCAUCUCAUCAUGCAAAUCCUACAUUGAUACAUCCAUAUUAUAUAAAGGAAACCUCUUCUACGCUACCUUUAUAUACGGUGAACCAGACCACUCCUUGAGGAAAGAAGUUUGGGAAGAGUUGUCAAACCUGGGCAAUCUACGAGAUAAGCCUUGGUUCCUGACUGGAGACUUCAACGACAUCAUUGAUAAUACAGAGAAAUCGGGUGGCCAACAAAGAACAGAAGCAUCGUUUGGGAACUUCCGGGCCUUCAUCUCUCAGAGCGACCUCUUUGAUCUGCAGCACACCGGUAAUUUCCUCUCCUGGAGAGGAAUACGCUACACACACCUGGUGCAUUUUCGCCUGGACCGUGCUAUGGCCAAUAGUAUGUGGCUAGAUAGCUACCCAUCGAGUCGCUGCCACUAUCUAGACUUCGAGGGAUCAGAUCACAGGCCAGUCUUUGCAGUCCUUCAACCUGAGAAAAAGAAGAAAAGAGGGAUUUUCAGAUAUGACAGAGCAAUGAGACACAACGCAGACAUAUCUAAGUUAAUCGAAGUCACAUGGAACAAAUCAAGGGACGACUCAGUGGAAGUCAGGAUAUCAAAUUGCAGGAAAGCUAUCUCACGCUGGAACCGGGAAAACCAUGUCAAUAACCGGAAGGUAAUAGAGGAAGAGAAAGCCAGACUGGAGGUGGAAAUGAGUUCAGCGUCUUUAGACCAAUCUCUGAUACAAAACAGCACCAAAAACCUCGAGUCAGCGUAUAGGAAAGAGGAAGAAUACUGGAAGCAACGAAGCCGAUCACUCUGGCUGGCCCUAGGGGAUCAGAAUUCCGGUUAUUUCCAUGCGAUAACCCGAGGAAGAAAAGCGCAAAACAAAUUCUCAGUCUUAGAAGAAAAAGAUGGCCAACCUGUCUAUGAGGAAGAAGACUUCGUCCGGGUCAUUAGCUCCUACUUUCAAGACAUCUUCAUCACCAGGUAA